UGUGUGCAUGUCUCAUGUUUCCCUGUGUUACAGAGUGUUAUCUGAUCCACAUCUCAUUUCCACAGUGAGAAGCUGAUCCUGCACAGCUCUGCAUCAGGCAAACAAAGUUGCUAAAUUAGGCCUUCUGACUGGAGAUGCGUGGCCUGCUGACGACCCAGAACCAGAACUGCUAUCGAGAGCAGAUCCAGAAGGAGAUGUUCACCCGCUUGGCCUGGAAGGACCGCUAUGCUAAACUUUACCCAUCCUGCUACAAUCCCCGAAACGACACAGAGCCAACACAGCUGCCCCAUCUGCCUGCUGACCCCCGGGCUGUACUGCCUCCUGUUACAAGGACAACUGAGAAGCAGAGCGACCUUCUUCUUCCUGCUCCUCCACCUCCUCCUCGCCCAGUGUUCUCUUUGAAAGGAGAGGAGCGGCUCAAUGUGCCCCCCCAAAUGAGGCCAGUUUCUCCCCAGACCAGACAUGCACUCUAUCAGGACUCUUCUCACCAUGGCAAAGGACGGAAUCUAUACCUGCAGAGACGUGGCCGGAUUAGACCUGAGGAGAAGUUUGACUAUCCUUUGCUCUCGUCCUGGGAGUACGGGUGGAGGCUGGGUGACUACACUCUGGAUUACAGAACUCCGUCCCGCGCCAAAUCCUCGGUGGUGAAGAACACUUUCUAUGCCAGGAACGGUGUGUUCAACAGCCCAUCGGCUACCGACACACUGGGCUGACGUUCAGCCUUCAGACACCAGACACCAGAGGUCGCUCUCUAAUGAGAGUGCAGCAAUCAAGCUUUGAUGUGAUAAACACUAUUCCUGACACACUUGUUUUAAUGCCCAGUAGUGCUAACAAAUCCCAAAUUGUCCUCCCAGCUCUUGUCAUUUGGGAAUUUAGGGGUAUUAUAAACCAUUUUGGGUUAUGAUCAUGACAAAUAUCCUCGUUACCAUUGAAACUACUGAAUACAGAAGUUUUUGUUAUACCAAGCUUUCAA
Molecule: messenger RNA, 973 nt
Organism: Micropterus dolomieu (smallmouth bass)
Lineage: Eukaryota; Metazoa; Chordata; Actinopteri; Centrarchiformes; Centrarchidae
Exons: 5
Coding region: 135-713 (192 amino acids)
Source: RefSeq, a predicted model, not a curated record